CGCGAUCGAUCGCAGUAGUCGCACAAUCUCAGCCUGCUGUGAAACGUCGGCAUGUUUAUUGUGUUUGAUAUAUGUACAUACAUAUAGCGACGUAGAGUAGGAGGCCACGGAAAGGUUGCUACAAACAGUGUGAAAAUCGUCAUAGAACAUAGUACACAUUCGUGUGUGUGCUUAUUACUUUGCAUUUAUCGUUAUGAUUCGUAAAAUUCUGUAAGUGUCCACAGGAACGGUAAGAACACGAAACAUAGUCGCUAACUUUACUCUCGGUCCUGAUCGAUCGAAUCGUUACUCCCGCUGUUCGAAAUUCUACGAAACUACGCAGAACUACGUCAUUGAUCGAGAGCGUCGGUCAGGAGAGCCUUAAAAUACAUAUACGCUCGAAGUUCUGUUCGUAAACUUUUCGAGCUCUUCUCACAACAAUCGACAUAAACCAAGUUGAAUGAAUAUAGGAUUUGCUAAUUCGCACUUAAGAGAAAGGUGAUUCAGUGAAAUUUUCACGCAAACACGUAAAGUCUACAAACAGAACAAGUUUGAUAUAAAGUUUGAUGAAAGAAUAGCCUCAUAAAUGCGGCUUAACGCCUGUAGAUACACUUAUAGGUGACCACGGUACGACAAGUUGAGAACCCUCGAAAUGUUUCAUAGCCCGAACCCGAAGGCGAUGUCCAGUGCGCUGCGCUAUAAAGAAGGGGGCUGUUUUCAUUGUUGUUGCGGUGGUGCUUAUUAUUUCUAUCCUACUAAUAUAUAUAGUGAAUCAAUAAUAACGAUUCGCGCCGAUAAAUCAGCAAGAUACAAGUAACGUGUCUGUUGAAAAAGGCAAGAUACCUUACGAUUACGUGCAUCGUUAUUAUUGCGCCCAAAGGUGCGCGCGCGCGCGCGCGCGUGCACAACUACGUCUUGUAUAUAUAGUCGAGAGGCGCAACGAUCUUCGCCUAUGUACAUACAUAUAUCUCUGUGUUAGUGGUAAGCACGGUGAUACGUGAAAAAGUGCAAAGUGAAUGAAGGAAAGAAAAGUCGUAGAUUAAAAUAAUAUUCGUUUACUUGAAUGUUUAUACGAAACUGAAACAGUGUGGAAGUUUAUAUAAGUAACAACAGUGUCUUGUGUUUUCCUUAUUCUACUUUUCUCUGUCUUUAGUUUUCUGCUCUGUCCCUCGGACGCGUGUGUUCAUUCGUGGUUUUGUGACGCGGGUGUGGGUAGCAUAGCAGGUAGAAUAUCAAGGUAACAAAAAACAACGAAGCGGGAAGCGGGGUCGAACUUUUUAAAGCUCGACUAUCUAUCACUUCCCGAUUGCAUUAACGUUUCCACGUCGAGGCUAUAACCGAGCAGUGACAAUUAAAAACAGUUUUACGAAAAUGCGAUACGAGUUGUUAGGUCGCCUAGCGUAGUAUAUCGCCUAGCGGCGACGGGCCCAGAGAGAAGCGGCGGAAAAAUGGCGUCCGAUAACGAAGCCUCUUGUGCGAGUGACCCAAAUUUCGCGGUAAUUUGCUCGUUCCUUGAGUGCUUCGGCAAGUCCUGUGGUAUCAUUUAUCCUGAUAUCGCACGCCUUCAAGAGAUGCUUGAAAACACACAGGAGGUACCACAAGAAUUAAUAGAUCUACACAUCAAAUUAUUGCGUAAGACCCGCAAAACGGUCUCACCAGAAAAGUGGGAACGAGCAUUGGUUAAAUUCUGCCACACGUACUCUAAUCAAGAUGGAUGGGAACUUGAACGUUUUGGUUAUAAGAAAGCUCGUAUCGCUGUCAAGCUACGACUACUCAAAGUUCUUUUAGAAACACAAUUUGACUUAACAAAAUUUAAAAAUGAGGUGAAUAAAUUAGCAGCUAAUGAAUUACGCGUGGAACCUUUAGGAAGAGAUAAAUCUGGUUUAGCAUAUUGGUGUCAACUUGACGAAGAGUGCAAUAUAAGGGUUUAUAGAGAAGAUUUAGACGAAGAAAACUGGGAACUUGUAGCUAAAGAUCGGGAUGGUGUUGUUAAUCUAAUAAACACUUUAUCAAAUGGAGAAAUUGGUGAUAUUCCGAUCAAUGAAGACAGUAAUAGUUUAGAAAUCUCUGAGAAACCUAUUAUUGAUACAGGACAAAUAACAACGUCGCCAAGUUUGGAAGAUGAAAGUUUACAAGAAAAUGGUAUUCAUGCUGAAGAUUUAUGCGACAAACAAUCAGACAAGCAUGAAGGUGAAGAUUCUGAGGAUGAACAAGAGCAGGACGACUUUAACGAGGGUGAUAAUAUCGAAGAUGACAUAGAUGGUGAAGAUGAAAUAACAAACGAAGAUGAUAGUUCUAAACAAAAUACUGAAGAGGAUGAUUCUCAGGAGGAAACGGUGCAAAGUGAAAUAUUGGAGUCAAAUCUUAUAAAGGCAUUCCCUUUAAUGACAGCAUCUUCGAAACCUUUAAACGGGAAAAUCAAUGUUUUGUCAGAAAAUGAAACUGUUACAUCUCGUAAAAAGAAAAUAGAUACAGUUCCAGAAACUGCUGGUACUGUAUCCGAUUAUAAAUCCAUGGAUACGUGUAAGUCUAAAGAGCAUGUAGAGGUGAAUAAUGUAAAAGUUAAGUCUGGAGAAUCAGUGCCUCUUAAAUCGAUUGAAACAUCCGUUAUUACAUCUCCUCUUAAGUUAGUAAACGUUUCUGAAACGAAACAAGUACACGAAGAAAAGAUAGCAAGCGGAGUAACUGCAUUAAAUAUAACAAAGAGGCUUCAUAACGAAGAUUCAUCGGAUCAAAUUCUGAAACCGUUGGAUAAAUUAUCUAGCAAAAGUUUUUCUUUUUCAUCUACAGAGAUACAAACGGCUCAUAGUAAACUGUCCGUUAAGCCGAUAGAUCAGUUGGCUGCAAAUCUUGUGCGAAUGCAAUCGGAAAAGCUUGAAAAACCAAUUGGAGCAAAAUCAUUAGAGAAAAUAGCAGAAAAUCUUGCGAGAUCGGGUAGUAUUGUGGGGAAUGUAAUAAACGGUGAUGAUGAUCGAUUACCUCAAGACUUUUGUGCAAGAAGUCAAAUGGAAAAAGCUAAUGUACAUGCUAGAGAGAAUAGAGGUAUGGAUUUAUCUACAUCACCUAGAGGCUGGGAAAGUACUAGCGAACAAAAUAAGCCGAUGGAUUUCUCUGGAAUUGAUUUAUCUAGUCGAAAAUUUAACAAACCUAUGGACAUACUCUCUUCUGGCUACAGGACACAAGAUUUUCAGCAUAGAGAAAUGGAUCUUAGUACGAAAAAAUUAAAUAAACCAGAAGUUACAAGCUUACCGUAUGAUGCUCGGGCUGUGAUGAUGCGUAAUCAUGCGAUGGUAGCUGAUUUAAGUAAAAGACAAAUGUCGUUUCCUAGUUAUGAUAUGUCGUCUGUUCCGUAUCAUAAUGCUGGAAGAAUACCUAAUAAAGAUGAUCAUAGAUUACCAAAUUAUACAAUACUUCCUGACCCGAGUAAACUCGCAGCUUUAAGAAUGAAUACAACACCGGUAAAACGUUCGUUGGAAGCGGAUGAUCUUCAGCAAGACAUGUUAAAAAGAAUACGAGCAGAUGUAAUACCAAUUCAAAGAUCAAUCGACAAAAGACCAAUGAUCGGUGCCACUUGGAGAGAUGAAAUCGGUGAAGCCGUCGAGGAACCGGUAAUGAUGAUUCAAGGCGAAGGAUCUGGUAGCGACUGUGAUGCGGUGAAUCCUGGUCUCGGAGAAGCUGUAGAAGAACCCAUAAUUUUUUUUUAUGGGGAAGGUUCUGGAGAAGAAUGCCAAACAGGAAAUCCUGGUGACAGUACGUCAGCUGACAAUAAAGAAAGCAACGAAUCAAAAAAUGAAGCUGAUUCUGCUACUUCCUCUUUAUCAACAAAUAAAAGCUUCAGUGAAGGUAGCCUUAUAAAUGAAGUAUCUGCUGAGUCAUUAGUAACGAAUAAAAGUGGUAUAAAAUUAAACAGGAAUUAUCCUCAGUCUAACAUUAAUGUAAAAAGUAAUUUUCAAAUUGUAGGUUCUACGCAAGAAAAACCAAAAUUUAAACCGACAUUGGGCAUUCAAAUAAUACCGAAAAAUACGAAUAGUUCUGUCAAAAGGUUAUCAAGAUGGGAUGUUGGAAAACCAGAAGAAAAACCGGAAUGCGACAGUAGCAUCAUAUCAAAUGAAGAAAACAUAUCGCAAAGAAGAAAUAAAAUUGAAUGUGAAGAUUCUUCUAGUGAAAAUCAAGAUGUUAAAAUAGAUGGAAAUUCUAUAAGUACCGAAGACGUAACAUCCCAACAGAGUAAUGUGAAAUUAGAAAAUUUACAAGAAAAUAUAGGAGAAAGUUCGUCAGCUAUAGAAGAAAAAAAACAAAUCGAUCCUAUCGAUCAAGAUUCUAUACAAUGUUGUGAUUCAUCUAUAUCAUUAUGUCAGGCAGAUACUUCAGAAACGUUUAAAUCCUGUACAAAGACUACAUCUGUAACUGAAAACGAUAAAACAAAUAUAAGAAAUGUUUGCGACAUAGAAAGUACAAGUUUACACGAAACAAGCAAUUCAGAAAAAAUUGACAAUGAAUGUAAACCAUCAGCCGUAUCGCCGCCAAUUUUUUUUGGACCUAAUUGUAUUUCAUACACUUCAAAGACAGAAAUGUUUGAGUCGCAACCUGAUGAUACAGUUACGACGAGUAUAAUAGAAUCUAAAUCAGAUACAUUACAAUAUGAAUGCGUAUCUUCUUCCAGACCUGCAGAAGACACGAUUAAUUCCUAUAAAUCGGACGAUUUUGAUGUGACUCAAACAAAUAACAACUCGUUAAAGGUCAACCUAUACCCGCGUAAGACUGCUAAUCCGCUUUGCGAAGAUGAUAAUAAAAAUAAAAUAGAGAAAAUUGAAGGAGCAGAUAAUUCGUGGGAACCAAGUGCUUCUUCCAAAUAUUCUUUAGAACAGCCUUCUAAAAUUUCAGAAACAGAAAUAAGUUUACUUGAUCUAGAAUCCGUAGUAGAAAUUGAAGAAGACUCAACAUCUUGUACUAUUGAUACUGUACAAGAUUCUAUUUCUAGUACUGAAGCUGCAGCAAAGGAAUGUAUAAAAUUUAAAGAAACAGAAAUAUUAAAUAGAAUUUCACAACCUCACAGUACCAACGAUUUAAUUAAUAAAAAUAACGAUGUGGAUAUGAAAAUGGAAAAUGCAGUUGUUGUAACACCAUCAGAACUUCAGCUGAAACAAGAAUGCAAUAUAUUUGAAGAGCAAAAUAAGGAAUCUGAUUCAGCAGACGAUAUCGUAAAAUCUUUAAACACAUCGAUUCCUUGUUCCGAAGCUGAAGGUUAUUGUAAAUCAUCUGAAUUUAAGGAAAAUAAAUUAGAAGCUGAUUCAGUAUCCUCUAAAAGUUCAUGCUCAUCAUCCGAUGGUGUACAGAUUUUCCAGAAAAAUAAUUUCACUGAAUCGGCGGAAUACCAUACCAGCGAGACAGAAUGUUUUGUUUAUCAAGAAACGAAUAAUUUAGCAGAUAAAGAAAUGGAUUAUAUUUCUCAGAAAACGUUUGACUCUUCUGUUACAACCUGUGAAGAAAAUAAUGAAAAUCGUGAUGAUCGAAAAUAUGAAAAUCAAAAGGAAGAAUUAAUAGAGUUCGAUAAUAAAAUUACAAGGGAUCUGAUAGGGUCUGAUGCUGAAUCUGUGCUUGUUAAUUGUAAUGAAAGCAAUGAAGAAACCAAUCGACAAAAUGAAGUUUUAAAAGAUUCUGAAAAUGAAGAAAAUAAAAGGGUAUUCAUCGAUCCAUUUAUCAAAAACUUUGUGCCUGAUGUUAACAGAAAAUUAGAUUCCAUUGAUAAUUCUACUGUUACUAGUUCUGAAUUUACUGAAAAAUGUAACAAAGAUACAUUAGUUCCUACAAUAAGUAGUUCAGACGAUUCCUGCAUUCACCAAGACACUUCAUUUCAUGAAAGUGUUAGAUUAAAUUCUGAGAAAUCGUCCUUUAUUAAAGAUGAAUGUCCUUGUCCUACUUAUGAUACAUUACCAGAAACAGUACCUGACACGAAUAUUUCUAAUUCAUCCAGAUCUAAUAUAGUUGACUCUACAAAAGAAUCUAACGUAGUUCAAGCUGCAAUAUCGGAGGGGCAAAGUUCCUGUAUUGAUCAAGAUUUGAAUAAGGAUGUAAUUAGAGAUUAUAACUUAUCGAAAGAUGAGGAAGGGUGGUCUACUAAAUUAUACGAAGGACAAGCAUGUUCGAACGAAAAUUUAUCUUCUAACGAGAAUGCAUAUAAUGAUUCCCUGAAAUUACAAUCACCAUCUUUAGAAACAAAUGAUUCCGGUAUUAUUUCUGAAAAAGAAAAAACAGAGAACGUUAAUUUUGUAGAGAUUGAAGAAAAAUUUGAUACCGUCAUUGAGCGAAAUAAAACUGACGAUAGAACUGAAUUCUGUAAAGAUGUUACAGAAUAUGUCCAAGAUAGCUACCAAGAAGAUCAGAAACAAGCAAUAGUAAGCAAUAUUUUAGAGACUAAUUCAAAGACAGCAGAAAAGUCGGAAACUGAACAGGAAGAAUUAAAGCAUACAAAGAUAAACCCACAAGAACUUAUUAACAGUGAAAUUAAACAAUCGUUAGUUGCAAAUUAUGAAAGCAGUGAUUUUGACGAUAGUAAUGACGAUGUUUUUGAAGCUUUUCAGACAGAACCAACUGAAAAGAAAAGUAACUUUUCUUCUGAUCUAGAAGAAAUAGUGUCUGAUGUAGAGGAAAAUGAAGAGAAGAAUAUAGAAAAACCAAGUAAAAAAAAUGAAAUAUUAUCUAACGAAGUGCAAGCUAUACCUGUUGAUAAAGAAACAGAAGAAUCAUCAAUAAUAGAUAGUAGUGUUAUUGAAAAAAUAACAGUGGAGAAAAGUGAAGAAAAACAAAAAGGGAUAAAUGAAGAAACAGCGAUUAAAGGAACUGAUUUUAAUGUUGUUCAACAUGAUUUGAAUCUGGAAAUAGCUCUAGAUGAAAAGAUUCGUGUUAAUUCUGAGAAAAGUAAUACCGUAGAAUUGGCAGAAACGGAGACGUCAACAAUUUCUUCUGAAAUUAAUCCAGUAAAGAAAGAAUGUAUAAGCCUGGAAUUAAAUAAAGCAAACAAUUUAAUAAACAUAAUAAAAGAGGGGAAAAAUGAAAGUUCAGAUGAAAUUAGAAAAAAUGUGGUAGAUUUUAAAAUAGAUUCAACAAAUGAAAUUGAAACUGUUGAAGUUAAUAGCAGCAAUAACGAAAUAACUCCGGAAGAUUUAAGGACAGAACUAUCGUUAAAAUCUACAGAAGAAAAUCUGGUAACAAGCUUAGAUAAUGAUGUUAAAUUUAUGAAAAAUGAAGAAGUAAAACAUGUUACAGAAGAACUUUCAAUUAUAGAAACAUGCAACAAAGUAAGAAAAUCCUCGGUACAUGGCGAUAAAGAAAAUAAAUUUGAUAUAAAUUCACAAGAGGAGUGUAACGUAUCCAUUCACUCGGUAUCAAACAUUUUACCGUUAAAAUUUGACAACAUAGAAAAGUCAGAAAUACAUAAAAAUAAUAUUUCAGUUAUGUCAGAAAAUUUCAAACCUAUGGAUAAUUUACAUUUUGUAAGUUUUUUGUCUGAAAAGUCAGAAAAUCAGGAUAUAAUAGAUAAUCAUGAGAAUCAUAACAAGUCGCUUCGCGUUACAAACGAAACGAUUGAAUCCAUUUCUGAAAGUACUGUAACAAGUGUGAAAGAUAGUUCAACGAGCUUUAGUACGCAACAAUCGGAAUCAAUAAUUCCAAUAAAUGAUUAUAAAAAAGAAGCCAGUAAAAGAUUCAGCGAUGUCUCCGACCUAAUUCAAGAUGUUCCUCCAUUAAAAUCUAAACCUCUGUGUAUAGAGGAGCCGGCCAAUGAACAAAUAUUAGAAGAUUUAUCAAAUUCGAAAGCGCAAUUGGAUAGAAAUUCGGAUAAUUUCAAAGAAAUGGAAAUUCCGAUAAACGAAACUAAAGCGAGGGACGAUAUGAUAACAGUGUCUGAUAACAUUGUGGUACAGUCGACGAAAGACGAAUGUCAUCGUACAGUUGCUAACGUAUUAAAUAAUAUAUUAAAUCAAGUUGAACGAAAGAACAAUAAAACGAAUGAAACGAAUGAAACGAAUGAAACGAGUGAAGAGAAAGAAAGUACAGAUAUUCAGAGUGUCGAGAUAAAAACAGUUUCUUUAAUAUCCGAUGAUUCCAUGGGGGCGGAUAAUGAAAAUUUAUUUGGCAUAGCUUCCGAAGAGAUGGACCCUUUAGCGUGCACCGAUGAUGAAACUAUUAAGAAAUUAGAUGAUACGCCUAAGAUAGCGUUACGCGUUAAACCUGUCUCCGAACUCGUUUACGAUGGAUGGAAAUUAGAUUCUACCGAACCUCCGAAAUUGUCAUCCCGUAAGCGACGCAAUAGUUCUCACGAAUCAAAUUCCGAAGAUGGAGGUAUGAAAGAAGACGAAGUAAUAAUGAUGGGAGGGAAGAGAAUGAAAUUACGUGGGAAACGUAUGGCUGAUAAACAAUUGCGGAAAUCCGUAGAGGAAAGUCGUGUUGUAACGAUCAGUUCAGAAGAUGAAGCUGUGAAGUGUGAUGAUUCUCAAGAAUUGAAAGAGCAAGAAAGUAAGGAUGCCAGCGAUGAUCAAAGCGGUGCUCAUCUUUCUGCAAUUGAUAGAAAAUCAAGAGGACGUCCUAGGGGAAGACGAAGACGUGGUUACAAAGGAGGAAGCGGCCGUUCAAAUCGAUCCAAACAUUCUGAAUUUCAGAGUAGUCAAGUCUCCGAAACAUCGCCUGAAGUUAUUUUUGAGGGAACGCCACCGAGUAACAACGAUUCUUUGAACAUGACACCAGUUUCGCAAAAGAAACGGAAGAAAAGGAAAAUGGUUUUGGGCCUUGAAGUGGGAAGAGACAUCGUACCUGAACCAGAAGCAGGAUUAACACAAGAUGAAACACCCGUAAGACAAUCCAGAAGAAUAGCACAAUUGAAAAUUAAAGAGGCACAACUGAAAAUCGAAGAAGAAUCUUUAACUGAGAAAAAAGAGAGAAAAGAUAAGAAGGAAAAGAAAGAUUCUACCGAAAAGAAAAAACGAAAGAAGCAAAAGCCUGAAAGCGAAGAAGAAAUUAUAAUAAAGGAUAUAGAGAAGGAAAAUAAAUCUAAAAAGAAACGUAGGAAAAGGAAAAAGAAAAAAAUGUUAUCUAAAUUUAAUGAAGCAAAUCCAUGGCAGAGUUCCUCGGGUUCCAGUAGCGACGAAGAAAAUGAAAAUGACGAAGAGGAAGAGGAGGAGGAAGAUAUAGAGAGCGAAGGAUCUUUACUUUUUAAAAGUGAUCACGAAUUUUCACCGGAAAGUGAUCUUGAGAAAGAUCAAGAAUCUGAACCGUUAAGAAGAGCUAGAACAGCACAAAAAGCUCAAAGUGACGUGGAGGAAGCAGACGACGAGUAUGCUUGUCAGAAAUGUGGCAAAGCAGAUCAUCCAGAAUGGAUACUUUUAUGUGAUUCGUGUGAUAAAGGCUGGCAUUGUUCUUGUCUUAGACCAGCGCUUAUGUUGAUACCUGAAGGUGAUUGGUUCUGUCCUCCGUGUCAACAUAAUUUACUAGUUGUUAAAUUACGAGAAAACUUGAAAACAUACGAUCAAUUAACGAAAAGACACGAAAACGAAGUGUUAAGAAAGAAGAGAUUGGCGUUUGUUGGUAUAAGCUUGGAUAAUGUUCUUCAUAAAAACGAAGCGCAACGUCACCAAAAGGAAUCAAACGCGUCUAGCCAAGAAUCGGAUAAUGAAUCUACAACUACCACGUCUACUUCAAGUACAGAAACAUCUAGUAGCGAAGAAAGUGAACCGGUCUAUCAAUUACGUGAAAGACGAUGUGCUAAUAGAUAUAAAUUCAAUGAGUAUGAUGCCAUAAUCAAUGCCGCGAUUCAAGACGAGGUAGAAGCCGUUCAAGGAGCCGGAAAUCAGGGUAGAGGAAAAGACAUCGCAACUAUAGUGAAUGCAAAGAAGGAAGAAGCAGAGCUUGAGUUUAAAAAUGAAAUAUUAAACAUGGACGAAAUACCUGCAAACAAAGAUGAUAUUGAAAGAAAAUCAGAAAAAGAUAGCGACGAAGAAUAUAAAAUCGACGCAGAGGAUGGUGUCGAUGAAGAGGAAGAAGAACAACAUAAUAAAGGAACAGUAAAGAAAUUCUUGUCGCGUAAAAAACAUCGUAAAUUAAAUAGUCUGGAUAUAAGUAGCGAAGAUGAUCCAGAAAGUGAUGAAGAUUUUAAAGGCACGAGUUCCGAGGAGGAAGAAGAUUUUGAUGAUCAUAUAACAUCUUCCGAUGAUAGCUCUUUCGCUGACAUGAAACGACGUGGUAGAAAAGAUUCACGAUCGGUACGAAGAAGCACCAGGGUCAGAACUAUGCGUUACGAGGAAGAUUUUAUAAACGAUGAUAGCGAAGAAAGCGAUAGACCGAAAAGAAAGAAAUCUCGAUCUACGUGGGAUUCGGAUAACGAGGAUAGCGAUAAUUCAUGGCGACAAAGAAAGAAAAAAAGUAAAACCAUACCGACGUCUAAAUAUAAAACGUUACCGAAAACGAAAAGUAGAAAGAAAAAAAAGAGAAAACGUAUAAUUGAGUCUGACAAUCAAAGCGAUAACGAUGAUUCAACUGAAGAACAAAAAAUUGAAACUUCAUGCGAAAUACAAGCACAGUUAGAAAACAAUGAAUCGGUAACGCUUGAUGCGCUAAAUAUGAAAGUUGAAAAUGUAAAUGAGAAAAAUGAGAAUAAUGAGAAAAAAAAUAUUAACGAGAUGAAUGAUAUAAAAUUAGAAGAAAUGAAAACAGAAGUAGCUGACAUAUCUGUCACUCUACCGUUACAAGAUGCGCUUCUACAAAAGAAAAAGAAAGAGAACGCUACAAAGCCAAAAAAGACUCCGACAAUUCGAAGAAAGAUUAUAUACGGUGGCCUUCCAGAUGAAAACAAACCGGAAGAAGAAGAAACUUUAGGUAGAAGAACUCGAGGAAGAAAAAUGAACUAUCAAGAAGAAAUAGCGUCGGAUAGUGAGGAGGAAUUAAAAAAGGCGUUAAGAAGAACCGGAGAGAGCGAGGAUGAAUUUGUUGUAAACGAAGGCGAAGAUUUAAUCGAAGACGCUGAAAAAGAUUCAGAUUCAGGUGAUAUUUAUAAUCCAAAAAAAGAUGGUCACAAGGUGAAAAAUAAAUCACCAAAAAGUAGAAAAGCAAGGAAAAGCAAAAGUCCUGGAGGUAAAAGGAAAAUGUUAAAUGAUGGGCCACCGAAACCGAGAAAAAAGCCUGGUCCAAAACCCGGAAGUAAAAAUAAAUCGCGCAAACAAAAUUUUUUAAUGGGUUCCAUGAUCCAGAGAAGAGACGACCAAGAUGAGGAAAAGGAUAUCAUGGAAAAUGUUGGAUUAACUAGUACUGCUAUGUCGGUAGCAGGUUCCUUUACUGGAGAUGUUCCAGAAGGUUCCCUGACUGGGCUUGGACCAGGUGAAUUAGCAGACUUGGAUGACGAACAGUUAGAACAGAUGAUGAUGGAAGACGAAGAAUAUGGCAGACGACAAUUAGAACUUGCGGCUAUCGAGAUAGCAAAAAAGAAGAAGAAAGAAGAACGAGAAGCUAAAAAAUUAGAAAAAGCACGAUUGAAAGCGUUAGAAAUAUUGGCAGCUGAAAGACAACGAGAUCCUAAUGCACCGGAAGGAACUGACGGAGAGGUACCAAAGAAAAAGAAACGAGGUCGUCGCAGUAAAGCCGAAAUUCUUGCAGAACAAAUGCGCAGGGAUGGAGCUCCAGAUUUAAACGCUACUAGUUUAACUAGCAGCGUUGCGCAUACUGUAGCAAGCAAUAUAUCACCUACUGUUAAUCUUGCUCUUAAUCCCGCCGUACCAACAAUAAUGACGCCUGAUGCUGACAGACCGAGCGAGGGACCUAUCUCCAUGAUGACAGGACCGGAUGGGCAACUUUUUAAUCCUGACGGAUCACCGUUAAAACCUAAAAGAAGAGGACGCGGCAAAGGUAAAAAGACUUUGGCAUUAGAAGCAGCUAGAGCUGCUGAAGCAGCGGCGAAAGCCGCUGUUGAAGUUGGUCUACUUAGCAUGGGAACUGAUUCGAAUCCGGAAUUAAAACCUGGUGAAAUUCCGAAUAUACUUCCUACACCAGGUAGUAGCACCUCUGGUUCGGCUCCGUCCACACCACCUGCUGGCGUCGUAACAACACAAGGACCACCUGCCUCGCAAACCCCGACCACACAGCCUGUUUAUCCAUCAUUACCACCUAAUCAACAGUCUUCCGUUAUCACCAGAAUGCUUCAAUCUCAACCUGUAUCGAGUAGUCCACAGUCGUUUUCUGCUGCAGCUGCAGCGAUGGGGCACAAAUAUUUCGGAGGACCAAACACUGGAGGUCAAAUAAUGGGUGGACCUAGAACGGGCUACGAGAUGCAGCCACGUGGAAGAAUUCCCUCUCCGUAUAGACAGGCCGGCCAAUCGUCUAUACCACCUCACUUUGCGGCUGUGCGAUCAGGAACUCCUCCGAUGAGAAUGAGAGUACCUGGUCCGCAGAUAUAUCAUACACCGCAUCAUCCAAUGGAUCCUUCUCCAUCAGGUGGUGGACCGAUAUCGAUUAACAGUCGAGAUCGUAGUUCUCCACUUGGACCUGGGCCUGCAAUGAUCCCGCCAGCUGCUGGAAGUCCUCUAGCUAAAGGUGGUCCUACACCUCCUCCACCUCCACCUUACGUCAGGGGAGCUCCACCCUUACCUAGAUUUACGGACAAUCCGAUGGGUCCCAGGCAUCAAAUGCCACCUUUUACAAACGCUUCACCGGUUAACCAUAACAUGCAACAACCAUCGCCGCCACCUAAUCGACCUCCUGGUAAUUUUUCACCGUAUCAUCCUCCACCACCACCUAAUUAUCACUACGGUGCGUAUCCACCUCCUCCGCCAAUGUCCACAGCAGAUGAUGCAGCUGCCUACCAAGGUUCUCCAUAUCCUGCUGAUCAUUUCUCUUCUCCUGCGGAUAAUCAACCACCUAUUCAAGCGCCACCGCCUCCUCAGCCUCCUCCGCCACCGCCGCCGCAGCAGCAGCAGCAGCAGCAGCAAGCGCAUCCGAACGAUGCCGCUGGUGUUGGAAAUAAACAGUACGAUGAAGAAGGUUCCGGUGAAUUUGGUGGUUUAGUAUCUUACUUUAGUAGUCAGAGAGAAGAUGAUCUUGAUUCGUAGCAUGAGUGAGAUCUUGGCCAACCCUGAAUCAGUUAGAGGCAGAAUGCAUUCGAGAAAAAUGUAUUUUAUCGCCCAAAUAAAAUUACAACUUUUGCUCGAGAGGAAUCAGUACAAGAGAAACAUAAAAGUAACAUGUAACGUAACCGUAAAUAAAAAAAAAAAAAAACAAAAAACAAAGAACUAGAUAUAUCUGUCGGGGCAUUGGAAUGUGAAAUAAAUAAAGAAAGAGAGCAUUUGCAUAACAAUACAAUGAUACACAUUCUAACAUUAUUUUAUACUCGUACUGUAUCGUUUUAAAACGUAAGAACACAUAGAAUUAGAAUUGUCUUCCUCUUUGACCUCUUAAGCAAAUAGUUGUCUGAAAUCUUUAUACUUUCAGAAUAAAAGAAAAAGGAAAGCCGCCGAAAUCAAAUCCAAGGUUGGCCAAGUGAGUACAGGAGGAAAAAAGAAAUAUAUAAUAUUAAUCGCUAACAAUGGAGCCUAUUUCCCAAGAGUUAUAAGCUUUUUGUAAUUAGUUCCGAGUUUGUUUAAAUUUAUAUAAAACGAAACGACCACUGAUAAAAAACGUAAGGUGUUGCGUUACGCUAGAGGAAAGAUUACACAAAGAUCUGACCAGAAUUCUAACUAAUUAUUCGUUAGUAUUCCUAAAUGAAAAAAAAAAUUGGUGCACAGUUACUUCCAAAUCCGUCGUAGAUGUAUAGAUGUCCUUUUCCCGAAUAAACAUUUGCUGUUGACAAAGUCGGUCUUAGUAGUGAUCAGGAAACUUAUAUUAUAACGAAUUCGGACUAUGCGCCGUUGUUACAUGUAUAUAUGUAAAUAUAAUAAGUCUUUUAGAUUAUAUUAUAUGUAUUAUAUAUACACAGUCACACAGAAUACUAUAAAGUGAAUUAGUGCAAAGGGCACAAAUGUAAUAUUUAAAUGAAAAAGAAACAAAAGGAACGGCAUCCGAUUAUAAUAAAUUAACAAAUGGUGUGAAGAC
Molecule: messenger RNA, 14046 nt
Organism: Osmia bicornis bicornis
Lineage: Eukaryota; Metazoa; Arthropoda; Insecta; Hymenoptera; Megachilidae
Biological process (GO): regulation of DNA-templated transcription
Cellular component (GO): RSF complex
Source: RefSeq, a predicted model, not a curated record